GCAGGCUACAGCGCUGCUGUUCGGCAUUAGCGCUAGCGCAGCGACAAGGCUAGCUGAUUGUCCUGAACUGCGGUGAUCUGUCGGAUGAUUAAAAAGAGAAAAAAAACAGAAACAGGAUUACUUUUUUCCCUUUCUGUUCUCCAACUCAACUUGUAUUUAUUGACUGAUUUAAUAAAGCUCAAUGUCCCGGAAGUGAACUCGAACAGGACGGCUUUCACUGACUGCAGGGCUGAAAGAUGUGCGAUGGGAUGGCCACGCGUUCACACGCUCUGGUGAUCGUGGCACUGCAGCUGCUCCUCUUCCUCACCGCGCUCCCCACAGGCCAGGCCUCAGGUUGCCCCAGGCCCUCGGCAGUGCUGCAUGGCCGAGGAAACCUCACCGAGACGAACCGCGGCUCCUUCCCCGUGGGCACAGUGCUGCAGUACAGCUGCGACUCGGGAUACACGCUAAGCGGCGAGAGCGUCAUCACGUGUAUCGCACCAGGACACUGGUCCUCUGCCCCACCGCACUGCCUCAAAAACGACGUGUGUCGUCCCCCGAGUGAGCCGGAGAAUGGGGGCUACAUGUGCCACCCCUCACCCUGCCCCAGACUGACUGAAGGCACAGUGAUAGAGUAUUUCUGUGAUGAAGGCUACACGCUGAAAGGAUACAGAUACCACACAUGCAGGAACGGAGACUGGGACUCGGCAGCACCCAUCAUCUGUCACCUGGGGCAAGGAAAGGAAGAGCGCUCUACCCUUGGUAUGCCAGCUCUCUCCAUCAUGGCCUCCACUGCCAGCUCUGUGGCACUCAUCCUGCUGCUGGUCGUCCUCUUCGUCCUGCUGCAGCCCAAACUCAAGUCCUUCCAUCACAGCAGACGUGAGCAGGUUGUAUGCGGCCAGGCGGCCUCCAUGGUCGUAGAGGGAGUUCAGGUCUCUCUUCCUUCCUACGAGGAGGCGGUGUACGGCAGUGGCGGCACAGCAGCUCCUCCCCCGGAGUCCCGCGUAAACAUUGUGCUCUCCGAGGGGCCGCAGACAGAGCCUUCAGCUUCAGAGCUCAACCAAUCUCGACCCGAGCACAGCCUCCCCUCCACCUCCGCCUCUGCACGCUCCUGUCACGCAGAAACAGUGCUCGUUCACCAGGACCCCUCUACCUCCUCUCCAUCCUCCUCCUCCUCCUCCACCUGGGUGUCAGAGCAGCGCGGGGCAGCAGCAGCGGCAGCGCGUAGGCCAAGCAGCACGAGCAGUGACCAGCACAGCCUGCUCUCUCUCACCUCUGUAGAGGAAUAUGGAGACGAUAUCCCUCUGCUGAAGGAGGCCUGAGAGCACACGCAGCGUCCUCCAGUCUAUGGAUGAUGACCAGGACUGUGGCUCCUUAAGCUUUUUACCAAACCCUUCCCCCAUUGCUGCCGUACAGAACGCAGGAGUAACCAAAUGCCUCUCCACUGACCCUUUGCCCCUUCAACUCUCUACAAACUCUCUCCGAGUCUGUUUGCACCGCGUGUAACCGCUCAUCCUCCCUCGCCUCACUGUAAAACACCGCCAUCACGCUCCACGCGCUCCCACCUUCUCCCUCAACCCACUGCACAGAUGCUCUAGACUAUACAGGAUUAUGUAUAACGCGUAACAGGCUGAAUAACACGUUUAUAAACACCACCUCUUCCCUCAGCGCUGUACUAACAAGCAGCUGCCUUCGUUCUUCUUCUCCUCAUACAGUUUACCAAUGCAUUCAAUCAGGUUCUGUGUAAACCUUUCAGUCCAUCAGUCACUCUGACCUCUCACACGAGGUCCACUAAAUCAGGUUUUUUUUUUUUGCGUUUAAUGCUGCAUGAUCUGUGCAUCACAAUUCCCAAACGAGCGUGCACACACACACACACACACACACACACACACACACACACACACACACACACACGAGAACACGCAUGCUGCACAGGACAGCUGGACGAGAGAGAGAUUGAGAACUGGUUUACAUUGUACUGUAUUCAAGAACAUGCUUGCCUUUCUGUUUGCUGCAAGCUCUGUGUGGGUGUGGGUGUGUGUGUGUGUGUGUUUGGCUUUACAUGUCUGACUGAAUGAAGAGGGCUCAAAUGUCUUGAUUUUUAUUUUAACGCAGCACAAGAUUGUUAUUUUACCUCCCGGUUUUGGACCAGGAGAUUAUCAUAUACAUCAUAUCAUAUACAUCUUAGAACAAUGUGUGUGUGUGUGUGUGUGUGUGUGUGUGUUGGCUUUGUAAUGGCUUUCGGUUUGUCCAGCUGUGCGCAUGAGGAGCAGUAGAUAAACACGAUUACGCCCGAAAAGGAAACUGAAAUUAGGAAAGGUCACGUGAAAGGGUGGACAGAUCACUAGAUUAGGCGCUGUAUAUCUUCAUCAUUAUUAUUAUUAUUAUUAUUAUUAUUAUUAUAAUACAAGCCUAAAAAAAUUACAUAGAAAAACUCCCAAACCUAAAAGAUGAGUGAUUUUUUUUAUAAUAAUAAUUCCUAAAUAAAAAACAUUUUAUUUAUAUGUCUAUAUCUCACCACCUGCUGCAUUACGCACAAAAAUAAUGCUAGUAAUAAAAUACAAAACACACAGAGUACAAUGACAACAAUAAAACACACAGUCCAUAAACCCCACCCCCACCCCGGCGUUAACGAGAAUCAAUAAUGCCUUUAUACAUGUGAUGAUUGAUUACAUUAUAAAUGUAGAGAUUAGGAUCAGGAAUAAUAUGUUAAAAAGCUUCUUGUCCUCCUUCUGGAUCAACACACAUUAAUAAUAUUGAAUUAAAUGACUCCAGAUUAAUUAAUCCUAGACUUCAUGCGCCAUUUAAAUAUACGAUUUGUCCACCGCUGAACCAAUCUCAUUUAAAUUAAGCCCCCCCCUCCUCCCCCAAACCCCCCUUCUACCAAUCAGCUAACAGCAGCGCUUGGUGAUUUUUGUGCAUUUUUGCAUGCACGCUUUUUUUAUUGCACAGUAACUAAUUGCUAAUUGAUCGUCGGAAAAAUUGGACGAAGAAUCGGUCAUUAUCGCGUCCGUCUUAUCGAGAUUCAGAAACAUGAGUGUCAGGUCAGGUUCGUGUGGUCAGACAUGCUUCUUUAUUUAUUUAUUUUGUUUUUCUGCAAAAAAAAACAUGGCUCACGAGACAAAGCCGAGCUUUCGCCUUAAUAGACUUGUACAUUUCGUUAUUUUAUUUUUGUAAUCCCGCCCCCUAUCACGGCAUUGAUCUCGUCUUCACUCGUCCCUACAACCUUUCCGUUUGAUUUCCUAUGCAUUAAGGCUUUCUCAGAAGGUGGCGGGUUUUAUUUCUUUCUUGUUUUCUGAUGCUGUAUUAUUUUUUUUGCCCCCAAUCAGUUUUGAAGAUCGCUGCAGGUCGAAAAGUUGGACUUUCUAUUGUUUCCUUGAAGAACACCAUUGUAUGGUGUGACCCAUCUCAUCUUACCCCAUUUUCAGCCGUUUUAUUAUUAUUUUUUUCUCUGUACAUUGCAGUGGGUGUGAAGAUAGUAUUUUAAUAUUUGUAUAAAGGUUAAUUUAAUUCUACAGUUUGUGUGUGUAUAUAACUAUUUCUAAUUAAAGCUUUCUUUUAAAGUGCAA
Molecule: messenger RNA, 3548 nt
Organism: Hemibagrus wyckioides
Lineage: Eukaryota; Metazoa; Chordata; Actinopteri; Siluriformes; Bagridae
Gene: susd6
Product: sushi domain containing 6
Exons: 7
Coding region: 237-1301 (354 amino acids)
Source: RefSeq, a predicted model, not a curated record